CAGCCUUCCGCGGAGCGAGCGCGAACGCCCGCAGCCAAUCCGUUAACAGCGCAGAACAAGGACCGACGGCACCAGAGCGGCCGUGCUCCGGGCUCCCGAGGGCUCCCCGCGCGCCGCACCGAGGCCCCCGGCAGAGCAGCAAGCACCCCGGUUAUUUACCUCACCUUCGACGGACAAACUCUCGCUUUCUUCUCCUGACGUGUCCCGAGCACACCAGCGGUAUUUGAAAGCUGAGAGCUCUGCGGGCAAGGUUUGCGAUCGUGGAAGACGCGUGCCGGCGCUGAGAGCAGAGACCUGGCGCGGGGCGCCCGCCGCAGCCUCGCCGCGGGAUGCGGUAGGGCGGUGCCAUGUAUUGGAAGAGCGACCCGAUGUUCGUCUGCAGGCUGGAGGACAAGGAUCUGCCCGCGCUCGGCGGCCGCGCGGAGAAGGCGAGCCCCGCAGCGGCCGACGAGGACUCGUGCUCUUCUUCCGCCGCCCUCUCGCCCUCCUCCUCGCCGCGGUCCAUGGCCUCGGGCUCCGGCAAGUGCGUGUGCAGCAGCUGCGGCCUGGAGAUCGUGGACAAGUACCUGCUCAAGGUAAACGACCUCUGCUGGCACGUACGCUGCCUCUCAUGCAGUGUUUGCAGAACAUCGCUGGGAAGGCAUACUAGCUGUUACAUCAAGGACAAAGACAUCUUCUGCAAACUUGAUUAUUUCAGGCGGUACGGCACCCGCUGUUCCCGCUGUGGGAGGCACAUUCAUUCUACUGACUGGGUCCGAAGGGCUAAAGGAAAUGUGUAUCACUUGGCGUGCUUCGCGUGCUUCUCCUGCAAAAGACAGCUGUCUACUGGAGAGGAGUUUGCUUUGGUUGAAGAGAAAGUCCUUUGUAGAGUACAUUAUGACUGCAUGUUGGACAACCUGAAAAGAGAAGUUGAAAACGGUAAUGGGAUUAGUGUGGAAGGAGCAUUGCUAACAGAACAAGAUGUUAAUCAUCCAAAACCAGCAAAAAGAGCUCGGACCAGCUUCACAGCAGACCAACUCCAGGUUAUGCAAGCACAGUUUGCUCAGGACAACAAUCCAGAUGCACAGACGCUUCAGAAACUGGCAGAAAGAACAGGCUUGAGCAGGCGUGUUAUCCAGGUGUGGUUUCAAAAUUGCAGAGCACGCCAUAAGAAGCACGUUAGUCCUAAUCAUUCAUCUACAGCUCCUGUCACAGCAGUUCAACCCUCCAGGCUGUCUCCACCCAUGUUAGAAGAAAUGGCAUAUUCUGCAUAUGUACCCCAGGAUGGGACGAUGUUAACUGCUCUACACAGCUAUAUGGACGCUCAUUCACCUACAGCUCUUGGACUCCAGCCGUUGCUACCCCAUUCAAUGACACAGCUGCCAAUAAGUCACACCUAACUCCUUUCUGUCAGGGAUAUAAGCUAUUGAGGAUGUAACCUUCAGUCAUUUAUUGUGUAUAAAAAUAUCAUUGGAAAGAUUAAUGUUAACUUUUUAUUUAACAUCAGAAGCAUUUUCAAGAUCAUUUUUGCUGCACAGGUAUGUAAGUAUAUUUAGCCUGCAAGACACUUUUAUGGAUUCUGCAUAAAUUACUAUUACAUUGUUUACAAGCCUUAUUAAAUACCUUUUUGUAUUGUCUGGAAGUAGUCCACUCUAGUUGUGUGUGUUAAUUUAUUUGUCAUCAAAAGAGCACUUUGCCUAAAAGAAAGGACUGACAAUUGUGCAAAAUGUUUACAAUUCUUUGUGAAAUUGUAGUUUAUCAUUAGUUUGUAUCUGUAAGUUAUUGCUAAAAGUAUUACCUGUAUUUGAGUUGUAUACAGCCUAU
This is a messenger RNA of Cuculus canorus (common cuckoo), 1803 nucleotides long. It is a transcript of the gene LHX8, whose product is annotated as LIM homeobox 8. Gene Ontology annotation, cellular component: nucleus. The coding region runs from base 348 to 1379 and encodes 343 amino acids. The transcript is spliced from 10 exons. The record is from RefSeq and is a predicted model, not a curated record. Gene Ontology annotation, biological process: forebrain neuron development; regulation of transcription by RNA polymerase II; neuron differentiation. Gene Ontology annotation, molecular function: RNA polymerase II transcription regulatory region sequence-specific DNA binding; DNA-binding transcription factor activity, RNA polymerase II-specific. Lineage: Eukaryota; Metazoa; Chordata; Aves; Cuculiformes; Cuculidae.